Molecule: messenger RNA, 454 nt
Organism: Spirodela intermedia
Lineage: Eukaryota; Viridiplantae; Streptophyta; Magnoliopsida; Alismatales; Araceae
Source: the annotation of a GenBank genome assembly
AUGGCUUGUGUCCUGGUCCUCGCAGCGGCGGGCGUCGGCCGCGCCCAGUACUCUCCACAGGAUUAUCUAGACGCUCACAACGAAGCUCGGGCUCAGGUCGGGGUCGGUUCGAUGGAGUGGGAUGACACCGUCGCUGCAUUUGCAGAGAAUUACGCAACCAGAGGAUCGGGACUGCCAACUCGUGCACUCAGAGGGGGAAUAUGGCGAGAACCUAUGCAAGGGCCCUCAGGGCACGGCUGCCGACGCCGUCGAGCUGUGGGUCAGUGAGAACCAGUACUACGAUUACAACAGCAACAGUUGCGAGGAAGGACGGGAGUGCGGGCACUACACGCAGGUGGUUUGGCGUAACUCCGUGAAGCUUGGCUGCGCCCGUGUCACAUGUAACACCGGCGACGUACUCAUCACCUGCAACUACAGCCCCCCCGGGAACUACGGCGACGAACGUCCUUACUAG